AUGUCGAUUUCGCUUGACGCAUUGGCCAUGAUGGGAGCUGAUUAUCUCAAAGAUGGAAUGAGCAUGGAAGAAUUUGAAAAACAUGAAGCACAAGUGCCUCCUUAUUUGUUAGCUGAUCAUGAAGAAGAGGAAGAUGAAAAUCUCUUCUCAACGAAGAAAAAUAUCCAUCAUGACAUUCUUCCCACAAAAAAACAAUAUGAGUAUUCUUUUUGUUCUCAAGAGUUUCAUAGAUGUGAAAAUGAUGAAGGGGACCAAAAGAAGCCUCUAUUAAUUAGAAACAACAUUUUGGGGGAAUUCUUGAAAAAGAAGGAUAUAGGAAGUUUUCUUGAGACUAGUAGGAAUAGUCAUUGUAUAAUGUCGUUGUAA
Molecule: messenger RNA, 366 nt
Organism: Lycium ferocissimum
Lineage: Eukaryota; Viridiplantae; Streptophyta; Magnoliopsida; Solanales; Solanaceae
Exons: 1
Coding region: 1-366 (121 amino acids)
Source: RefSeq, a predicted model, not a curated record